Molecule: messenger RNA, 2363 nt
Organism: Cyphomyrmex costatus
Lineage: Eukaryota; Metazoa; Arthropoda; Insecta; Hymenoptera; Formicidae
Product: muscle LIM protein Mlp84B
Exons: 9
Coding region: 181-1872 (563 amino acids)
Biological process (GO): muscle tissue development; sarcomere organization
Cellular component (GO): Z disc; nucleus; cytoplasm
Molecular function (GO): structural constituent of muscle; actinin binding
Source: RefSeq, a predicted model, not a curated record
CGACGCGAGCACAGUCAUUCGAAUCCAGUAUUAGUGCGGUGUAGAGUGUUCGGUGUUUUGUAAUCCACUUACUCGAAUUUUUCUCUCUCUCUCUCUCUCUCUCUCUCCCUCUCUUUUUCUUCGUCUCUCUAUCUGUUCUUUUCUUUUUCUCGCGUGACUACGAUCGAUUAGUGUGUAAAAAUGCCUUUCAAGCCCGUGGAACAUCCAAAAUGCCCUAAAUGUGGCAAAUCUGUUUAUGCUGCAGAAGAGCGAGUUGCCGGUGGACUAAAAUGGCACAAAACGUGCUUCAAGUGCGGUCUUUGCAACAAGGCUCUCGACUCGACAAAUUGUGCCGAGCACGAGCGCGAGCUGUAUUGCAAAGUCUGCCACGGCCGCAAAUUCGGCCCUAAAGGCUACGGCUUUGGUGGUGGAGCUGGCUGCCUGUCCAUGGACCAAGGCGAACAUCUUCAAGCGAAGAACGAGGGUGAAUUUUCGCGAGGUUCGAACGCUAUUCUCGAGCCUCGAGCUAUCGCCAAGGCACCCGAGGGAGAGGGAUGUCCUCGCUGCGGAGGCUACGUUUAUGCAGCAGAGCAGAUGUUGGCCCGAGGAAGGCAAUGGCACAGGGAAUGCUUUAAGUGUGCCAACUGCGCGAAAAGAUUAGACUCCGUCAACUGCUGCGAAGGUCCUGAUAAGGACAUUUAUUGCAAAGGUGAGGACUCGUAUGCUACGGAAAGAGGUUCGGACCGAAGGGUUAUGGCUAUGGCCAGGGUGGCGGCGCCCUGCAGAGUGACUGCUACGCCAAUGGGUGGGUUUUCAGAGUCGGGACUGAGAUGGGAAGCACGCGAGAAAGAGAAAUCCCGCCUCGGCUUCUACACUUUCACUAUAUAUGAUGCGCUUGUCUGCUUAACAGCUUGCUAUCCGAAGAAAUUCGGUCCGCGGGGUAUCGGCCACGCCGGGAUUAUGUGGAUCGGGCUGCAGUGCGAUAUUGAGGACGAGGGCGAUGCGGCUCCUCGCACCACCGUAAUCGACACCGCGAUUAUCAAGGCCCCGCCCGGCAAGGGUUGUCCCCGCUGCGGUGGCGUCGUCUUCGCCGCCGAGCAGGUGCUCGCCAAGGGUCGCGAAUGGCACCGGAAGUGCUACAAGUGCCGCGACUGCACCAAGACCCUGGACUCGAUCAUCGCCUGUGACGGCCCGGACCGGGAUGUUUACUGCAAGACCUGUUACGGCAAGAAGUGGGGACCGCACGGAUACGGAUUCGCAUGUGGCUCGGGAUUCCUCCAGACCGACGGACUCACGGAAGAAGAAAUUUCAGCCAGUCGACCUUAUUACAAUCCUGAUACGACCUCGAUUAAGGCGCCAGCUGGACAGGGUUGCCCCCGUUGCGGUGGCAUGGUGUUUGCCGCUGAACAACAGCUCGCCAAGGGCACCAUGUGGCACAAAAAGUGUUUCAAUUGCGCCGAGUGUCACCGACCCUUAGACUCCAUGCUGGCAUGCGAUGGCCCUGACAAGGAGAUCCAUUGCCGCGCGUGCUACGGAAAGCUCUUCGGGCCCAAAGGUUUCGGAUUCGGCCACAAACCGACUCUCGUCUCGACGAAUGGAGAUCAUGCCCCUUCAUACAUCGAGUCAAAGCCUCAGGUCGGCCAGAAGCGAAACGAUGGACACGGUUGCUCGCGCUGCGGCUACCCGGUGUACGCUGCCGAGCAGAUGAUCUCAAAGAACCGCGUAUGGCAUAAGCGGUGCUUCAGCUGCGGUGAAUGUAACCGUUCCCUGGAUUCGACGAACUUGAAUGACGGUCCGGACGGAGACAUCUACUGCCGCAGUUGCUACAACCGGAAUUUUGGGCCUAAAGGCGUGGGCUUCGGAAUUGGCGCGGGUACCCUCACGAUGGCCUAAUUGAUAGGCCCUACCCCCACACACGCCGCUCGAGGAAAAUCCUCGAUCCAGUCUUAUAUAUUAAUGUAAAUACAUCUAUAUAUAGAGGCGUCUGACUGUGUAUUCGACGACAGACGAACGCGCUGCUCCGGGAAUUUCGAUUUCUCCUAUUCUAGCUUACGACGAUUCGAUAAUGUCGAUGACUACAUUUUCAUUAUCGCGAACUGCGCUGUAGUGGAGAAUAAUGGUGUCUAAUUCCACAAGGUCGCGAUGAGACUCGAUCGUGCACGAGUAAGCCACUGCAGACUGUUGAUAAUGUUGCGAUAUGAAAUCGCGCAUUGUAUGCAUGAGAUCGUAUUACAGAUAAAUUUAUUAUUGAACUAAUUGUAUAAUUUAUUUAUUCGUAAUACGACUCAAGAUACAAAUUUGUCAUUUUAAUAAUGGCACAGUAAUUUUUCCCAUUUCGAAAUAUAUGAAGCUUUGACAUUAAAGAAAUUAAAAAGAUACGUUUA